AUGAUGAACCCUGCCACUGGCGCUGUGCCGCCUCCCAAUCCUUUGUUGAUGAUGCUCGCACCUUUUGGAUUUGGAACAGGUGCACCAGCAGCUGUGGUUAUGGGAGAAGCAAGAAGGAACCAAUAUUUGAAGCCGGAAUCUCAACAAAUUCCCAGUUAUCUGAAUCCGGCGUUUCCUGGAUUGAUGAUUAAUGGCGUUAACGAUCAUCAAAUCACUCCAUCUGCUGACGGCCCAGCUCUUCUUCAAGUUUCCGGAAUAGGUGACAGAUCAACCGAUGAUGGUCACUCGACUUCAAUUCAAAGAAUCGGCAAGGGACAAUUCAUUCUGGGCCCUCGUGUCUCAUUUUUGCCGGAAAACCAGCUGGAUCAGGAAAGUAAAAUAACCAUUCAAACGGAUGACGGUUAUACUAGCAAGACGUGGAUCCAAAACACAAACAGAAAAUUUGACAUCAAAGCCGUGCUGACGAAGGAUAACCGAAUGAGCUUGAGGAGCUAUAUUUCUGAAGCCUCGAGAAGAAGAACGUGGCAGAUAAAGGAAACGCUGGGAAAGCAAUCGAAGAAAAUGUUUUUCAUCCAUAUAAUGAGUCCGAUCGAGAUGAUUUUUGCUCUACAAAGAACCAACACGUCGAGAAAUGAGGAAAUGCCGCUUUUCUCAUUGAAGUUAUCUUAUCAGCGGAUAAGUCUUUACUUCCAAGAUGGGGUAAUCCGUCGUCGGUACACGUUCGACGUUCCAAAAUUCCAAAACCAUCCUUUGAAGAUCAAGGCAUACUUUGGAUCGGAGAAUGUGAUUGUCGAUCGAAAAUUGCUACAGGAAGCAAAAGAUCACUGGUUGAUGAAUUCGGAUCAGUAUGGCGUGAGGAGAGUCUGUGAAAUCGCGUGUAAAUCGCAAAACGUGUUGAGUUUAUUCCCUGAAAGAAAGAGGAAUACUACUAGAAAUGGAGACAGCAGUGCUAGUGUUUCACGGGAACCAUCUCCAGAAUGCACACCACAACCAGUCGCUCUUAAUCCGAGUAUGAAUGGUCUGUUGGGAAGAAGUCAAUUCUUGUCAUCGAUCCUCAACAAUCCUUCUACAAGUUUCCAACAACCUCAAAACGUUUUUACGAGUCUCCAACAUUUAGACCAACUUGAUUUACUCAGAAAUUUCCAACUGAGAUUUCUCCCAUUCCCCGGGUUUAAUCCUCAGUUUUUAUACAAUCAAGAGACAUCAGUUGGACAGGAUGUUUCCCCACCAAUAUCUGCUACACCUUCUGAUGGAGGAGUUGGAAAUUUCAUCCCAAUCAUUUCACAAAAUGGGCAACAGAUGUCAGAAAUCAAUGAGCUUGCUGCAAUGAAAUCACCUCCAGAAUCGCAAUUCUCUAAGAAUCCGAUCGAAACUAAUACUAUUUUCAAUGCCAGCGAUUCAACUGUAUUGCACAGUAUCACCAGCUUAUUACAAGGCGCGCAUACAUCAACUUCUGGCACCUCUCCAGCUUUUAAUGCUUCUUCAAAUGAACAUCAUGAAUCGAGAAUAGGUCUGGCAUCAUCAGUUCACGUUUCAGCUAAUGUUGGGCUUACAGCUAACCAAAAUCAUGGAAAUUCUCAAAACAACCUUCUUGGAGAAACCACAAGUUCAUCGAGACUCCAAGAGCCUAGCUCUGUAAACACCGACAGUCAAGAAGAGGAGAUGAUGUCACCAGUAUCGUCAUUACAACAAGAAGCUGUAUCAGCAAGCCCAAAUAUUUCUGAGGAUUCGAGCCAACAAUGUUUGACAAAUAAUCUUCCUGAGGAAACAUAUGAUGUGUCACCUUUAAGUAAUUUCGAUGGGAAUCCGGGUCUCAGACGAGAGAGCUUGGUAAUCCGAAUUCCCCGUAUACAUAUUCCGCGAACUGGUUUGACGGACGAUGACGACGCAGUUGUCUACAAUUCACCAGAAGAAAGAAAAUCGACGAAAAGAGCUUUAUUGCCGUCGGGCACCGAGAUUCAUAAAAAGAGAAAGACGUCACAGGAUGAGAACCACAAUUUUGCUCUACCUCUCAACUCAGAACUUACUCGAGCAACUUCCAAUGUAUUCCAAAGUUUCCCGCAGAAGUGUGAUGUAUCUCAAAUUGGCGACGAUUUGAUGGAAAUAGACACCCAACAACAGAAAGUGUCAGAACCAAAAGUGAGUUUUCAAGAAAAAAUGAACAAGGGAUUCGAAACGCCGAAUAAGAGACAGCGGGGAAGACCAAGGAAAUCAGCAAAUUGGGAGAAAUUUGAAAACGAGAAGAAAAAAAUAAAAAUUGAAUACGAUGACGAAGAUUACACUGAAGCAGAUUCUACAAAAAAUGAUUGCCAACACUUCAACAAAAAUUGCCUUGGAGAGGUCAAUAACGCACAAUGGGUUCGAUGUGAUUUGUGCGGAAAAUGGUGGCAUGUUUUUUGCCUUCGGUUGGAUAAUCAGAAAUGGACAGAAGACGUAUUUUAUUGCUGCGGAGAGCAUCCAGACCAAGCUGCAAUUCAAUCAAUAUCAGGAAUGAACAAAAUGCGGCACGAAAUGAACAUGCAAAAUCGGCACAAAAGUUAG
Molecule: messenger RNA, 2541 nt
Organism: Caenorhabditis briggsae
Lineage: Eukaryota; Metazoa; Nematoda; Chromadorea; Rhabditida; Rhabditidae
Exons: 11
Coding region: 1-2541 (846 amino acids)
Biological process (GO): regulation of gene expression
Cellular component (GO): nucleus
Source: RefSeq, a predicted model, not a curated record